GGCACCCGGGGGGCGGAGCCAGGAGGCGGCGUACAUAAGGCCGGGCGCCCGGUUACCCCCCUCACUCGCACGUUAGGAGGCUCUGGUCGUUUCGCACCGUCGUCUUCCUGCCUGCGUCAGGGACCUGCCCUACUCAGUGGCCACCAUGGCAUCAGAUGAAGGCAAGCUUUUCGUUGGAGGGUUGAGUUUUGACACCAAUGAGCAGUCGCUGGAGCAGGUCUUCUCAAAAUAUGGACAGAUUUCUGAAGUGGUGGUCGUGAAAGACAGGGAGACCCAGCGGUCACGGGGCUUUGGGUUUGUCACCUUUGAGAACAUCGACGAUGCCAAAGAUGCAAUGAUGGCCAUGAAUGGGAAGUCUGUGGACGGGCGACAGAUUCGAGUUGACCAGGCUGGCAAGUCAUCUGAUAACCGAUCCCGUGGGUACCGAGGUGGCUCUGCUGGGGGCCGGGGCUUCUUCCGUGGGGGCCGAGGCCGGGGCCGUGGUUUCUCCAGAGGAGGAGGGGACCGAGGCUAUGGGGGGAGCCGGUUCGAGUCCAGAAGUGGGGGCUAUGGAGGCUCCAGAGACUACUACAGCAGCCGGAGUCAGGGUGGUGGCUAUGGUGACCGGAGCUCUGGAGGGUCCUAUAGAGACAGCUACGACAGUUAUGGUAAGUCACGCUCUGAGGGCCAGUGGUGGGAGCUCAGCAAGCCUCAGCACCCUCUAUGAGCGACUCUCAGACCUUGUCACUGUGCUAGCCCAUAAGGGAUGAGAUUGCCCUCUCAGCUCCAUGCCAGCAGCCAUUUCUACAACAAAACAUAAAAGCUAGACCAGCCUGACCAAGAAGGAAAGGGAGACGAGGGGCCUGCCAAGCAGGCAGCAUAACUGCAUGUGCGGCCACCCGGCCCCGCCGCCCUUGGCUGUGGGGGGGGUUGGUUGCUCCCGAGGCUGCAGGGCCGACCUCCAGAUCUGGACCCGGGAGUGGAAUGCUGCCUCUUGUUGCGUGCUUCAGUGCUUUUACACUGUACCUGCUUCUUGUUCUCAGCUACACACAACGAGUAAAAAUCCUUCCUGCUCAAGAUCGUCCUUCCAAUGGCUGUAUAUUUAAAGAUUUUGGGAGCUUCGCUGAAUCGUUAAUGUGUAGUGAACACACCUCCUUGUACCCACUUUUGUAGUCUAAUCAGUUCUGAUCUUGUCAAACACAGCCUGACUGCUUCUGACCCCCGAGAUGGCUUCAAUACUAGACUUUACUUUUCAAGGAAACACUGUCCGUUUUUAAGGGUUUUAAAAACGUUUUGAAAAGCACUUCAGAUUUUACUUUUUUCUUUUUACCAUGAGCCAUGAGUUUUUUAGAAAAUCAUCGGGGGUUGUGUGGGGUUUUUUUGUUUUUGGUUGUGUUGUCUUUUUUACUUCCCUUUAUAGUGGGGUUGGCCUGGUGAAGUUGGGUCCUCCGAUUCAAACCUCUUUGAGAUUGGACGGACUCUGAGUCUGCUCUCUGUUGGAAGCUGAGGGAGCUGUGGCUUUUUUCCAACUUAAUGUACCGUUUCUGAGUGUAGCAUAGUAGGACCUGUCCCAAGUCCCAGGUGGCAGCAGAGGUGCCUUGCCACUUGGGCCCGGCCUGUACGGCCCAUCUGCUGUGUAUGACUUACAGUAGACUUGGAGAUGUCCCCAAGAGGUUCUUGAAAAUGUUUAUUUAUAUUGUCCUUUUUUACUGGAAGACGUAUGCAUAUCCCAUUGAUGUUGUAUUUGAAGUGGUUAAGGAAUUCUUGUAUACAGUUUUUUUUUUGGCUUUACGAAGCAGAUUAAAAAACCAUCUGAAAUGAACCUCGCUCUGACAAUUUCCCUUUCAUUGCUCAACACACUCCUGCUGCGAGCUCUUGGCACUCAGAACUCAGCAGAGAGGGCAAUUUGAGAAGCAGGUCUGCGAGUCCUGCCUGAGGCCCAUGGAGAUCUAGACCAGGAAGGCAGAGUAAACUGACACUGGUGGGCCCCUGGUGACAGCCGACUGCCACCAGUCCUGGUUAGGUGAGCAGGUGGCUGACGGGAAUGGGUAGGUUGGACGUCGAGGCAGCCCCUGGGAGGCUUCUGGCAGUGGCAGCCGGAGGGCUCAAUGGGGCGGGCAGUGCAGCAAUGACUGGACCCACGCGGGCACCUGACGUUGACCCGACUGCCUUAGCCUAGAAGCAGGCCAGAGAGCAGACGGCAGGCAGUGUCCCUGGGCGACCGCAGACUGACUGCUCAUUAGCUAGCUCUGCUGUUGCUUCACAAGUUCUGAGAGUUCUCCGCUAGCCUAUGGAAGCUGCAGCCCCUCGGAGGACAGAAGUGUUGUGCGCCCAACAGAAACCUCUGAGACGCAAGCUGCUCCCUUGGCUAGCUCAUAUGUGGAAAUAGCCCUGUAAUUCGAGGUUGAAGGGAAGCCAGUGCAACUUGGAAAGGUGGCCCAAGAACAGUGAUGACCUGGGGUCCUGUCCCAUGAGGGACUUCACCUCGGAGCAGGAACCAGAUGCCCAGCCCCCUGCUCUCUCAGCUUGUCAUCUCAGGUGUUUUAUUGGCAAGGUUGGAGUGCAGGGUUUCAAGUCACUCAGGAGGACCGGUGUGUGGCAGCCUGCACGUGGCCAGUCCUCACCUGCAACAGUGUGACAGAAUGUGGAAGUCAGAUUUUAAUAAAGGACUGGUGUGUCUACCUAGAAA
Myotis daubentonii (Daubenton's bat) is the source of this 2668-nucleotide messenger RNA. It is a transcript of the gene CIRBP, whose product is annotated as cold inducible RNA binding protein. Lineage: Eukaryota; Metazoa; Chordata; Mammalia; Chiroptera; Vespertilionidae. The record is from RefSeq and is a predicted model, not a curated record. Gene Ontology annotation, molecular function: RNA binding.